AUGACUGAAGAUAUCGCCGGCAAUGAGGGCGAUUACUUCGCAAUGGAGUCGCGCUCCCGCCCAGAGUCGCCCAGCUCGAUACGUAGCGAUCCCAUGUCUAUGCACUUGACUGCACCCUCAGCCACCAUUGCAUCCCUCACCGCGCUGCAAUACUUGCCAAUCCCAGUCCUUGUCUUGUCGUCACAAAAGACUGUAAUACUAGCCAAUGAAGCCAUGGGCCGCUUGUUCAACAUUGAUUUUGAAAGUAUUCAUCAUCUCUCCAUAACAGAGGCCUUGCAGGGCAAGACCAUGGGAGAACUGGGUAUAGAUAUUAUACAAAACGGUUCUCCGAUCUUGAUCACAUGGGAGGCCUUCCUCGAUUGCGUUGUAAACGAUGCAGUGGCGGACAACGUGGACACAGACGGAGAUUCUUAUAUGGCGAGCGGGCACACCACACCCACUGCAGACAACACCGGUUAUCAACAGGGAAACGAGCAAGCCCAAUCUCUGCCGCCUCUGAGUAGUACAAACCUUGCACGGACUACGGUACAUGAUGUAUCUAUGGAUGUGGUUGUCGUACCACUUGCUCUAGGCUCCGACGACACCCUGAAAAAGUGUGACAGAAAAGGAUCAUACAAUGACGCAGUACAAGCAUCAUGCAUCGUUUCAAUAUGGAGCAUUGAAGACACUCAAUACUACACGUUGACCUUUACAAGCGCAACACAAGCCCAAAAUUCCAAGAAGGCACAGCCCUCUACGCGCAUGGUAAAUCGUACAAAUACCGGAGUGAGGCUCGACAAGUCGCGCAGUUCGGGCUCAAGUACAUCUUCAAGUCGACGUUCCAACAACAGCUCAAAUCCUGCAUCCAAGGUUGUCACGCCCACCCUGCAGCAGCCAGAGUUCCCUCCCCGUGGUCCUCCUAGCAAAAACAAGGGUGACAUUGCAAAUUCCGCAUCUGUCUUUCAGAAGGCAACACAGCUCAAAGAUGCCAUUCUUAAUUCUAUUACUAUGCCUGCCUACGCAAUGUGGAAAGACGAGAGUUUUGGUAUACCAAACAAAGCGCUACUGCGACUCGUGCCCAAAGACACUGCUUACCUUUCUGGCGACCAAAGAGAUUUCCUUGCGCAGUUCUCGUGUUGGACUGAAGACUUCCAACGUCGCCUUCCGAUAGAAGAAUUCCCUAUAAUUGAGGUCUGCCGCCACAAGAAAAGAGUCGAGAAACAACGGCUUGGCAUUAGACACCCUGUGACAGGCUCUGGGAUGGUGUACGAAGUCAACGGCGAACCGGUGUUCCAUGAAGAGACUGGAGAAUUUCUUGGCGGCAUUGUGGUGUUCAAGGAUGUUACAGAAUACACCCAGAAGAUUGCGGAGCAAAUUGAGCAGAACGAAAAGCAAUUUGAGUACAUUGCAAACUUUAUGCCCGUCAUGGUAUGGACGACUACCCCGGAUGGCAUGCACGAUUGGUUCUCGAAGAGAUGGUACGACUACACAGGCUUGACAGUGGAGAGGUCUUUGGGCGAAGGCUGGCGGCUUCCAUUCCAUCCUGACGAUAUGCGUGCAACCGCUGAACGCUGGUUCCAUUCGCUGAAAACGGGGGAUGAGUACAACACAGAAUACAGGUGUCAACGUUUCGACGGACAGUGGCGCUGGAUGUUGGGGCGGGCUGUACCCUUCUACGACGACGCAGGCCGGAUAGUGAAGUGGUUCGGCACCUGCACUGACAUUCAUGACUUAGUGCUGGCACGUCAAGAGGCGCGACAAACAAGGGAGCAACUGCAACAGGUCAUCCAACACGCAAAAAUUGUCUUGUGGGUCAUCGACCGCAAUAAUCGGGUCAAGGUGCUUGAGGGUGAGAUUGAUGCCAACGAACACAUGCCAAAGGACCAACUGCUUGGUAGAGACGUAUACGACGUCUUUGCAUUUACUGAUAAUAACCGAGAGCGUUGGCGCGGGCCAAUCCAGGAAAUCCUCCAGGGCAAACAGUCGGAUGAAAUCGUUAAUGGCGGUUACAUGUCUGAGAAUCGCUAUUACCGAACCCGCUUAGUGCCGCUGAUGAGCACGUCGCGAACAGCAGGUAUCGAAGGGCAAGCAUUUGUGGAUGGCGUUAUUGGCGUCUCGAUGGACAUUACAGAACUACGGGAAAGAGAAGAGCAGCUGAAGGAGCAGGAAAAGGAAAAUUCAAGGCUUCUAGCCAAUGAGGCAGCAGCGAAAGAAGCCAGCCGGAUGAAGUCUCAAUUCCUGGCCAAUAUGUCCCACGAAAUCCGAACGCCCAUAGCUGGAGUUAUUGGUAUGAGUGAGCUCCUGUUCGAUAUGGAUCUCAACGAGGAGCAAAAGGAAUGUGCCGAGAACAUCCAUCGAUCAGCAAACAGUCUCUUGACGGUGAUCAAUGACAUAUUGGAUUUCUCCAAGGUGGAAUCCGGGCGGCUGGAUGUUGAAGAGGUGCAGUUCAGUCUCAGCGUGGUGCUCAGGGAUGUUAACAAGAUGAUGGCCUUUGCGGCCAACAGAAAGGGGCUGGAAUAUCAGAGUUUGAUCCAGGACGAAGUACAGUCAGAUCUACGAGUCAUUGGAGACCCAGGCCGACUUCGCCAGAUCCUUACCAACGUCCUCACCAAUAGCAUCAAAUUCACGUCUGUAGGGACUGUCCAACUGUCCGUUUCUAUCAGCCAUGAAACAAAGGAGACGGUCACAGUCAACUUCAGCAUUGUCGAUACAGGCAUCGGAAUUGAAGAAGAGGUUCGCAAACGGCUAUUCCAGCCUUUUAGUCAAGCAGACUCAUCUACGGCUCGGAGGUUUGGUGGAACUGGCUUAGGACUGACUAUCAGUAAGAACCUGGUUGAGCUCAUGAAGGGCCAAAUAUGGCUUGACUCCAAGCUGGGACAGGGUACUACGGCCACAUUCUGGAUCCCCUUCACCCGAGCCCCCUCACAGGAUGGUGAAUCUCCGUUGGUGCAUCUGGAGUCCAUACCAGAUCGACUUCAGAGUGACAUGUCGGUCUCCUGUGGAAGCUCUGAAGGCCAUACGCCACCAUUGACCCCACAAGUGUCCAAUGGAACUUCAGCUUACCCAAUGUUCAAGUCGGCCAUACCGGAUCAGUUCAUGAGUCUUUCUGAGAGUGAAAGACAUAAUGUCCAUGUGCUGGUUGUCGAAGACAACCACAUCAAUCAGCAAAUCGCCCUCAAAACGAUUAAAAAGUUGCACUUUUCAGUUAACGCAGUGUGGAACGGCCAGGAAGCACUUGAAUACCUGGCCAAGGAAUUCGGCCCGUCACAUCCACGUCCGGACAUCAUCCUCAUGGACGUCCAGAUGCCCAUUCGAGAUGGUUACUCUGCCACGCAUGCUAUUCGGACAGAAGCUCCUUGGCGCAACAUGCCCGAGGUUCAGGGUGUUCCUAUUGUUGCCAUGACAGCUAGUGCAAUUCAAGGGGACAAGGAAAAGUGCGUGUCGUGUGGAAUGGAUGAUUAUCUGGCGAAGCCAGUAAAAGGAAAGCUUCUGGAGAAGAUGCUUGUCAAGUGGGCACUCGAAGGACGGCGAAAAGCGGCAAGGGAAACGCCUUGCACAAAUGACAAGGAUCGACGGAGCAAAACAGUUCCGAACCCUGGAAACAGCUUUAGCGCUAGUGAUCACCCGCGAACGGCAGGCAUGUCUCUGGAAUCUGAAACGACGGCGCAAGCACUGACCGCAGAACUUGACCGCCUCCACUACCAGAGCGAUGCAGCGUUUGCCAGGUCCAGCGAAAAUGAGAGUGAAAGAGCCAUGCGACGUAUCCAUGCGGAGGAGAGGGAUAGGAAAUUGCGGGAUGAGAAGCUCUUCUCGCUCGUGGGGCCUCAACUGCUUCAUCACAAGGCGUCCGAGGGGCCCCACAGCGAGCCGUCAAUGCCUUUGACAGUGGAAAACAUUGAGAAGCUGGUGCACGAACAAGACGCGGAUGGCUCUAUUACGAGGAAAUCGCCCUCGCCGGACGAGAUGGACUCGGGUGCUACCGACCAUGCGCCUCACAGCGUGAGCGAGGACAAUAAUCACUUGGGCGUGCCCCGACCGGGACUGCAACAGGUCCGGAAUCGUGAAAGCGAACAGACCAUUGUUGAGCAAGUGGCUCGAUGA
Molecule: messenger RNA, 4080 nt
Organism: Bipolaris victoriae FI3
Lineage: Eukaryota; Fungi; Ascomycota; Dothideomycetes; Pleosporales; Pleosporaceae
Exons: 8
Coding region: 1-4080 (1359 amino acids)
Biological process (GO): phosphorelay signal transduction system; phosphorylation
Molecular function (GO): phosphorelay sensor kinase activity; protein binding
Source: RefSeq, a predicted model, not a curated record